AUGCGCCGUGACAGCAAUAACCCGGAAGACUCGGAUUCUUCCAAUUCCGACAACGAUCAUGACUUAAUUUGUUGGAAGAACUGUGUUAAACUAAUUAAAAAUGCCUUUCCGAGUCAUUUUAAAACAACUACAGACUAUAACACAGAAACACAAACGGAAAAUAGACCGCUAGGACUUCAAACUUUGGGUAAGAAAUCUACUUCUUCAGACACAACAAAAGGCUUACCGAUCGGGCCUUCAGUGCUACAGAAUUUCGCCAACAUUAACCAGGAAUUAGCCAACAAGAAAAACAUGAAUGACACUAACUUCCUGUUAAGACCAAAACGAUCGUUCACGUCCCUCAAAGAAGAUGAACACUUCUAUAAAAAAUCCAUUUUGAAUGGGACAACUAAGGAACUUAUUCCACAUUCCAUGAAACUAUCAGAUUUGGCUUCAACUUCUUACCAGCUUCCAGCCAAACAUCACAAACUGUUGGAAGAAUCAGCGAGAGCUCCUCUUCGUCAUCUGUCUCACACUGAAUGGAUUCUAGGGACAACAGGGAAAAUCAUUGCAGAGAAUUUCCCUGAAAAUGAGGAUCUCGUCAAUCUUAUUACAACAGCUUCAACUAUGGUAAAUAAAGCUACAAGGGACACCAUUUCAAAUGUCACAAACGUCAUACUGACUCAAAGGGACAGGGUAAGCUCCAAGUUCAGGAAGUCAGACGCUGAAGCCCUUAGGAAUCUCCCCAUCGACACCAAAUUUUUAUUUCCUGAAGAGGAUUUAAAAAAUAUCUGUGAAGGAUCGGAUAAAUCUAAAACCUCAAAAGCGCUACAAGAUUUAGCUUCAAACUGGAAAAAUCGAAAACAGAAUUAUGAUAAAUCCAGUAAUAACAACUCCAACAGAAGUAGUAAUCAACAUUCCAACUUUAACAGGAACAACUUCAACAACAACAACAACAACAGAAACAACAACAGAAACAACAACAGAGGAAACUUCUCUGACCGUUCUACUUCUACAAAAUCCAACAACAAUAACAACAAAUCAGGCUUUAAGAAGCGUAAAUGA
This is a messenger RNA of Owenia fusiformis, 1044 nucleotides long. Lineage: Eukaryota; Metazoa; Annelida; Polychaeta; Sabellida; Oweniidae. The record is from the annotation of a GenBank genome assembly.